AUGGAGUCGAUCGGUGGCCGGGAGACGCGUCGCCGGGACAGCAACUCGUCUACUGAUUCGUGGAGUGUCAUCAAUCGUUCCACAUCGGCCGCCUCAACGAAUCUCUCCUCAUCAAUUUCCUAUUGCUCAUCGUUUCGUGAUGGUGAACAAAAUGAGGAACAUGAGGAUGAGCUUUCCGAAUGUGAUUCUGAUGUGAGCACAGAGGAUAGCGAUUUGGAGCUGGAAGAGGAUUUGAGCGAGGUGGGCCAGGCUGAAGAGGCAAUGGAGAAUGGAGAAAGUGAAGAAGAAAAUGAAGAUAUGGAAGAAAAGGAAUCAGAUGAUGAAGAGGAUGAUGAGGAAGAUGAGGAGGAAGAGAAAGAUGAAGAGGAGGAAGAUGAUCAGAUGUCAUUGGUUGACGAAGAUGAGGCACUCGAGAAUGAGGCGGCUCUUCGAUAUGUGCCCGCUGAGAAAACGUCGAGACGUCUCGAUUUUCUGGCCAAACAAUUCGAGUCCCCAUUCGAUCAAUGGAUUGGCGGCGAGAGGAAUCGACCGUUCGUCUUCGGCUCGCUACUCGUUUGUUCGGCGAUCGGCUUGGCGAUAGUGCAAAUUAUUGGGAGCACAUGGCUGGCAAAUUUACCAAGAUCGGCAGUGUAUCAGGGUUCAAUGCGCGGCGAGAUGUUGCUCGAUUUGUCCCCCAUUGACGUCGGCCUGCAGAGCCGGCGAUUGGGACGAUUGCAGCACUUUGCCCCGAUUCACCCGCUUGGCACCGCGAAGAUCGAGUCGGCGCUUGGGCCCAAUGAGAAACUCUCAUCCCCGCGAUCGUUUACUUAUGGUAAUUGUACUCGUGAGCAGCUUCGCAAAGAAUGGGCAAUGAAAGCGGUCAAAGCGCUCAUUCAAUGGGCAAAUAACUUCACCGACAAUCAAUGCGCUCUCCGAGAAGUCUUUAAGGGAGAAACACUUGUGUCAUCACCGAAUCGCCCGAUCUAUGUCGUUCCCUCGAUUUCGUCUCCGUUGCCCGAUUUCGACAUCUCAUUGAAACCAAGCUUUACGCAUAGAAAGAUUUUUCGCCCAACUCUCAGCCAAUCAAAACGUCCGACAACCGAAAGGACACCGCGUCCCACUCAAUCACCUCCACCACCGCCUGUCAGUUGGAGGAAAAGACAGCAAAAGCCGAUUUCCACCCAUUCUUCCUUCCAACAAUGUCCCCGCUUGGUGUCGUUAGGAAAACGCGGAGAAAUCACGCACAAAAUGGCCCCACCACCAGCUGUUGGGAAGAAAUAUCGACACUAUAUAAAGACUUCCGAUGGAUUCUCUCGACGCUCCGCACAUCCUCAAAAUAUGCCAAAAAUUGCUCAAAAAUCAACACCAACAAUGCCCAGAAGCAAUCCGAAAUUCAGCAAGGCGCUUUUCAACCGAGCCGUUUCCUCUCCAAAAUUCACGAGAAAAGGCCCAAUCCCACCGCCAAAAGAGAGCAAGAAGCCAAACCGUCCAACCGCCGUGCAACAGUAUCGACCCACCAAGCAGCACAAGCCAUGCAAAAGUCGACCGGAGCCUUGUUGGAACGAUUUUCGAAUGGAAACGUUGAAGAGUGAAAAGAAAGAGAAAACAAGCCUUGUCCUUCGUAAAGAGUACUCGUUGACCGAAUCGAUUCAAGAGAAAAAGCAAAAUCCACUCAGAAAGUCUCAAAGAUCUGAGGUCUGCUACGGCUACUCGAAUACUUCAACGAACAUUGAGAAAAGGGGAAAAAUGGAGAAAAAGCGCCCAACCGUGCAGGGAUAUUGCUCGACGAUCUCUCGGAGUCGCUCGUUGAGCCGCGUCACUGAACCACAAUGUGAUCACCGAGUGUGGAAAAAUGCCACGAAGGCACAGCGCAAACCAAAACGACCAUGUCUCGAGCACAAGAAAGCGGUGCCGUGUCGCGAGAAUAACAAGCUCGACAAACAGAUUCGCCAACAACAAAAGAAGCGAUUGCGGAGAAAU
This is a messenger RNA of Mesorhabditis belari, 1959 nucleotides long. The record is from the annotation of a GenBank genome assembly. Lineage: Eukaryota; Metazoa; Nematoda; Chromadorea; Rhabditida; Rhabditidae.